AUGACAACAAUGGAAGGGGCCAGCGGGUCGAGUUUUGGAAUAGACACGAUUUUGUCCAGUGCCAGUUCGGGCAGCCCCGGCAUGAUGAAUGGAGAUUUCCGCCCGCUCGGCGAGGCCAGGACCGCGGAUUUUAGGAGUCAGGCCACUCCGUCUCCCUGUUCGGAGAUUGAUACUGUAGGAACGGCGCCUUCCUCUCCCAUCUCGGUCGCCAUGGAGCCCCCGGAACCGCAUGUGAUAGCGGACGGCCCCCAGCAUCACCACCACCUCCACCACAGCCAACAGCCGCCGCCGCCGCCGCCGCCAGCCGCGGCCCCCACGCAAAGUUUGCAGCCUUCGCCGCAACCGCCGCCGCCGCAGCCACCCGCCCAGCAGCUGGGCUCGGCCGCCUCGGUCCCCAGGACUUCCACCUCUUCUUUUUUAAUUAAGGACAUCUUGGGCGACAGCAAACCUCUGGCGGCGUGUGCACCGUACAGCACCAGCGUCUCCUCUCCCCACCACACCCCGAAGCAGGAGAGCAACGCAGCACACGAGAGCUUCAGGCCAAAGCUCGAGCAGGAGGACAGCAAAACCAAACUCGACAAGCGGGAAGAGUCCCAGAGCGACAUCAAAUGCCACGGAACAAAGGAGGAAGGAGACCGGGAGAUUACGAGUAGCCGAGAGAGUCCCCCUGUGAGAGCCAAAAAGCCUCGCAAAGCCAGGACGGCUUUCUCCGACCACCAACUCAAUCAACUGGAGCGUAGCUUUGAGCGACAGAAGUACCUGAGUGUGCAGGACCGCAUGGACCUGGCAGCUGCGCUCAAUCUCACUGACACCCAGGUCAAGACCUGGUACCAGAACCGCAGGACCAAGUGGAAGCGGCAGACUGCGGUGGGCCUGGAGCUGCUGGCCGAGGCAGGGAAUUACUCGGCACUGCAGAGGAUGUUUCCGUCGCCUUAUUUCUACCACCCAAGCUUGCUGGGCAGCAUGGACAGUACUACCGCCGCGGCGGCCGCCGCAGCCAUGUACAGCAGCAUGUACCGGACUCCUCCUGCGCCCCAUCCCCAGCUGCAGCGGCCCCUCGUGCCCCGAGUGCUCAUCCACGGCCUGGGGCCUGGGGGACAGCCGGCCCUCAAUCCCCUGUCCAACCCCAUCCCAGGCACCCCGCAUCCCCGGUGA
Eubalaena glacialis (North Atlantic right whale) is the source of this 1155-nucleotide messenger RNA. RefSeq names its product BarH like homeobox 2 (gene BARHL2). Gene Ontology annotation, molecular function: RNA polymerase II transcription regulatory region sequence-specific DNA binding; DNA-binding transcription factor activity, RNA polymerase II-specific. Gene Ontology annotation, cellular component: nucleus. The transcript has 3 exons. Gene Ontology annotation, biological process: regulation of transcription by RNA polymerase II. The record is from RefSeq and is a predicted model, not a curated record. NCBI's taxonomy places the organism in Eukaryota, Metazoa, Chordata, Mammalia, Artiodactyla, Balaenidae. Bases 1 to 1155 code for a protein of 384 amino acids.